CCCGUCUCGACGGCUAUAUAAACGCCGCGUAACAGUUCUCGCAGUCUUUCGACGCGACGGUUUACCUCAGACACGGCGCCAUCAGUGAGAUUUUGAGAAGGAGGAAAGCGGUGCCGGUGAGCUACGUCGAGGAUGGUACUAGUGAACGAGGACAGGGAAUCUUACAACCGAUCGGCAUAGGACGCCCGGGGGUUUAACAGGGUAGUGCACAACCCCCGUAAGGGGUGUGUAUGUGGACCUAAUGGAAGGAAUCGGACUGGGAAGGCAACAGGUGAGGGGAGGACGACUAGCCUGGUGGGGGGAUCACUAGUCUCGAGACGCAGCAGUCCAUUCAGUGUACGACACAGAUCCAGUUUAACUGCUCCUGGCUCGAUCAUCCCUAAUUUCGACAUGGGUUGUGUACAGUCAUAUUUCAAAAAAGCACAAUCAAGUGGAUUAUCACCGUCCUCGACAGAGGAGUCAAACAGCAAAGGCCCCGGCUUAGAAGCAACUUCAAACGAUGAUCGUAAGACCUCGAUUUCCAACGCAGAAGAGAAACCUGCAGAAGAGCCUGAAAGUAACGACACUUCGUACGGGGUCGAGGCGACGGCAGUAAGGACUCUCGCCGCUUCGACGGGAACGGUCGCCAUUCUGGGAACGACAGCACACUCCCAGUCGCAGAAAGAUUUGAGGAAAGUAGACGAGAGUCCCGAAAAACCGUCUCUACCGCCGGAAGCCGCCCUUGAAAAUAAGACUGACGAUAAGACUGCAGGCCCCGAUACAGGUGGAAUGAAGGUCGAGACAAAGGAAAAAGCCGAAGAUGUAGAUAAGACUCGAGAGACAGCGACCGAAAAAAUCGAUGCCCCGAGUCCCGAGGGACUUAAAGUCGAGUCUACCUCGUUGAGCGCUCCUAGGGAAGAAGUCACAGUCAAGGAAGGAGAGAAUUCCGUUCCAGAAAAAGCCUUAGAUGUCGAAAAACCCGAUGAGGUGACAUCGACUGAAGAAAAACAGAAGGUGUCAGAAGAGAAACAGCCCUCGUCGAACGAGCCCGCCGAACAAUCUGUACCGGUCGAGAAAAAGGAAGAACACAAUCUACCCCUUUCGACAGAAAACGCCGUCGACGUUGAAACCGAAAGACAAUCAGAUGACACAAAAGCGGAAACGCCCUCCGUCGGAACCGAGUCGGUUCUGUCCGCUAUCGAAAAGAAAGAACCAACGCCUAGCGAAAAUUUGGGAGAUUCUUCAGUACAAUUAACUAGUCAGACGGAGAAAUCAGAAAAGAACGAAGAGAAAAAAGAGGAACUGAUCGAAAAUCCUGUCAAUGAUGAAAAACAAUUAGGAGUGAAGCUAGUCGAAGAAGUUCCCGAUACUCCAGUCGAUAAAGAAGAAAAGUCUACCGAGCACAAAGAUGAGAAUCAUUCUCCCGGACAAGAAGAGAACACAGAAUCUCUGAGUACGGAAAAUGAUGUCAGCUUUCCAAGCCCUGAUGCGAAUACAAGAACGAAUGAAGAAGAGGACAACGAUAUAUCCAGCGAACAGCUCAAAACCAACAGUCUGUCUGAUAUGUCAAUGUCAGAAACGGCUCAGUUAGAAUUGGAAGACAAAUCGGAAACUCGAGGACCGAGUCUAACCCUAGAUGUUGAAAAUGUAGGCUUAGAAGAAGCAAAACAAUUAGUCUCACCGAUGAUAGAAGUCAACUCGCCUUCUGAAAAUUCGGGUAAAAACAAUUCGGACCAAGAUAAAACGCCCGACCUAUUGCCCGAUUCCAAGACGGACACAACAUCUUUAGAGGACAAAUCUCAAAAUUCCAACUUGAGCGGGGACUCCCCCGACCUGAACGCCGCUGCCACUACCAUCCAGUCCAACAUCAGAGGCUUUCUAACCAGGAGGCAUCUGAAAAAGUCGCAAAAUUCCAGUACUGAAGAUGUUAGUAAAAAGUUGACUGAUAGUAUGAUAGAUAAAAUAAAAGAUGAAGUCGAUGAAAUAUGCAAAGAAGCUGAGAAAACGACCGAGUCCCUCAUCAGCAGUCCAGACAUCGACAAAGGCGCUAUAGCACCCAACGAAGAAUUCCCAGCUCCUCCGGAUGACAUGCUCACUGAUAAAUUAGAAGAGACUUUGGAAGAAGAUACGACCUCGCUCAAUUCACAACCGACAGUGCCUUCCUCAGCGUCUCAAAAAGAAACUAAAGAGAGGGAACAAAAGGGUGAAAAACCGACUUCUGCUAAACAGCAACAUGCUCUAGAUGUUGCACCUCCACCACCAGCAGAUUUAGAUGACAAUAGUGCCGCCGACAGUGAACAGUUGCCCAACGAUGAAGAUCUUCCAGCGCCAGACUUUGAAAUGUUUGAAUCUUCUUACACAGAUGAUGUUAACACGGAGAUAAUAAAUUCUGAUAAAGUUGGUAACGUCGAAGAUCUAAAAGAUUCGACUGAAGGCGAUCUCACGAUCGACGAAGACUCCGACAAAUUGUUGAAGGAGUUGCAAAAGCCCCAAGAAUGUGAUGAACUUGUUAAUGUUGCUGCUGAAAUCAUUGACCAAACAAAAAAAGAAAUCGAUGAUGCCGCAACAAAAAUCCAAGCUGGAGUCAGAGGAUAUUUAACAAGGAAACAACAGAACGUUAAGAAUAAACGAUCAAAACAGUCGAUAGAAGAAGCAGACAGAGCUUCAAUAGUUCAGACUCCAUCAGAUCAUCAAGAAGAAGCCAGCGCUCCAGAAGACAGCUUAAAGGCAUUAGAAAAAGACAUAAAUGAUGCAGCAACUAAAAUUCAAGCAAACUUCCGAGGCUAUAUGGUCCGUAAAGAAGGAAAAAACAAGACCACUGAUAAGGAAGUGAAAGACCUCCCUGAAAAUCUUUCACCUGAUGAAACACAAACCAAAGAAGAGAGCGUUCAACCCUCUGGACAUCCUGAACAGACUGGAUCUGACUUAGACCCAGCGCAAAAUGUAGAAAAGGAAGGAGAAUUACAAGAAGUCAACAGCAAAAACGCUUCCAAAGAUCUGUCAUUAAAAAAAGAAGACAUUCCUUCUGAGGAUUUAAUUAAUGAUUCAGCGAUUAAAAUCCAAGCUGAAGUCAGAGGUUACUUAACAAGAAAAAAGCUACAAACCGAGAAGGAAGCUGCUGCCAAAAUCCAAGCCGGUUUCAAAGGUUACAAAGUGAGGCAACAAAUCAAAGAACAAAAAUAAAUACUGUAAUUUACCACUCAAAUAAUAAAAAUUGAAACAAAUAAAAACAAAAAAUUAUAAUAAAUAUUUUUAUAUCAGCGUUACAAAUGUGAAAUCUCAUUUAAAUAAGUAAUAUUUUUGUUUUUUGUUAUUUUGAAUUAAUGUUGUAAAUAAAUUAAUAAUUUGUAUAAAUUGGGUAUAAUUACAAUUUUUUUUAUUUAUACACAAAUUUCAGUUAUGUGUUUCAAAAAAGUAAUACAUUAAAAAAGGCAAAAUUUCAUUUUUUUUCUAGUUUAAAAGUAAUUUUUAUUUGUUUAACUGCAUCAUGGAAGUUGUUCCAAGUUAAAUAUUUAGUAAUCUAAACAAUUUAUGAUAUUGGUGUGAAUUGUUAAUUCCGAUUCUAUUUGUCAAUAUUUGUAUAAAUUUUAUAAAAUAUAAAUAGGUGCAUUAAUAAAUGUACUAAGAUAUAUUCUAAAAGAUAAAAAUAAGAGUACACUUUUAAUAGAUUAUACAAUCAAUAUAUAUUUAAAAAAUAAAGCAAAACACCAUCAAUAGGUAAAAAAUUUAUAUUUUGAGUUUAGAAUAUAAUUUCGUAAAAUGUGUAGUCAAACGAGUUCAAGUUUGUGCGUUUAUUAUGAAACAUUAAUGUUUAGAUACAUAUUGGGGAAAAAAUUGAAACAAAAGAAUAAUAAAUUGGACCAUUAGAAAUUUUUUAAACAUGUUAUAUUUGAAAUAUUGAGAGUAUAUGACUGCAUGCAUAUUUAUGGUUUCUAUUGUGCGUGUAAAGAAUGGAAAUACAUUAACCCUAUUUUAUAUUUUCUUUGUGAUUGAGUGGUGAAACAAGAGCAAUAAGCGAUUUGAUGUUGGGCUACUUUUUUGUAAAUAAGCCGAAAUCAAUUAAAAAAACCUACCUAUAUCGUAAACAUUUAACACGGCUAUAAAAAGUUUAUUUGUAAAUAUUUACUUUUGUGUCUUUAAAAUGAAAAACAUUAACGAUUUUGAAUCUGUUCUGUACAAAUCGGUAGAAAUAUUUUUUAUAGUCGUCUUGAUCAAAUUUAGUCUUUCACGCCCUUUUCACUAUUAACCAAGUAGCUCCUUCAUUCUAUAAACUGGCUUAAUCGAAACUAGAUAUAUAUAUGUAAGUAUGUAGACAAAAAUAUAUUUAUUACAUAUCCAAAAUGUAAUCGAAUGGUUAAUUAAACUGUAAUUUUUAAGGUGGAAAAUUAAGUGACAAACAUUCCCAAUUUGUAAUUAUAAUUUUUAUUCAAACAAAUUAAACAAUGAGAAACUAUUGUAAUUUGAAACUAAUAAGACAGAUGAAUAAUACAAAAACCCUUUGUAUUUAAUCUCUAACUUUAACAGGAAACAAAAUAAUAAAUAAUGUAUUUCCAAAAACAUAUCAAACAAAUUAAAAUGUAAACAAACCAUUUAAAAUUAAUUAAUGCCUUCUUUGUUGAUAAAUAAACUUUCUUUUCUUUUAAAAUGUUUUGAGUUAUGUUGAGUUGUUGAAGAUUGUAAAAUUUAGAAAAGUGUAGUAGAAAAUAUAUAGUAUGAAAAUAACGACAAUUAUACAAGUAUAUAUUUUUUGUACCAAUAUUGGUUGAAACAAACAAAACAGGGUGUGUUAGAACUGUCAGGUACCUCCAUACCUACAACAAUCAGCAGUUCGUAGCAAUCCAACCUGUACUAAUCGAGUUCAUGUAUUGUUAUAUAUUUUGUAGCUGUACUAUUUGUAUGUUUCCACGAUUUUAUGUAAUAAAGUUUAUUACAUUUAUCUUUC
Molecule: messenger RNA, 4921 nt
Organism: Cimex lectularius (bed bug)
Lineage: Eukaryota; Metazoa; Arthropoda; Insecta; Hemiptera; Cimicidae
Product: probable serine/threonine-protein kinase kinX
Exons: 5
Coding region: 391-3162 (923 amino acids)
Biological process (GO): spindle organization; mitotic cell cycle; establishment of meiotic spindle localization
Cellular component (GO): spindle pole
Molecular function (GO): protein binding
Source: RefSeq, a predicted model, not a curated record